UAAAUUCAGCUUUCAAGCUACAUUAUGCUAGAUUUUAUUAAAAGUUUGGCCAAAUUAUCGAAAUUAUUAUAUUAAACAUUUGGAUUUUAAAUUGCACAUGUAUGGGUUUGAAUAUAAAUCGAAAAGACAAUGGCCAAGAGAGGAGCAGCACAACAGUUACAGACUGAAGUUAAAACCGACGAAGAAUUGGAAAAGUUCUUAGCUCGUCCUGGAUUGCUGAUUUUGGAAGUGUAUUCAGAAUGGUGUGGCCCAUGUCUUGGAGUCCUUGGUACCCUGCGUAGAAUUAAACUCGAAAUAGGAGGCGAAAACUUACAUCUGGCAAUAUGCAGAGCGGACACUAUAACGGCCUUAAAGCGGUUUUACAAGAGAAGUGAACCUACUUGGCUAUUUGCAACAGGUGGAAAAGCUGUUAGUAUUUUCUAUGGCUCUGAUGCUCCAAAAUUAGUUGCUGUAAUCAUAAGAGAACUGGAAAAGACAUUACAAAACGCAUCUCGGCCAACGUACCAGAUAGGAGAUCUACAGCCCAUUGAGGCGGAAGUUUUAAGGAUCAAAACAGAAGCAAUUAAAAAGGCUGAACGAAUUGAACAUGAAAAGCAAGAGAAGAAGAGAAUUGAUUACCUGAACCGUUGUACGGAUGUAAUAAUGGAAAACUUACCGGAUAUAGGUGUGACGGUUUUUGGGCCACAAGUAUCGCGGGAUAUGUUUAAAAAACUUUCAGAGCCAGCCGAGCAUCUUAAAAUGCAAUGUAAAGAUCGAAAGUAUCUCGAAGUUUUUGCAAAAGACUUUGAAAUUAUUAAUUACUCUUGCAAAAAUCCAUUAUCCGAUGAUGUUAUCGAUCAAUUGGAUGGCAAAGAAUUACUUGUGUGUUUCUGGAAAAUAGAUGAGGCCUCUGGUCCUAUAACGCAUGUGCUGUCUACAUACGCACAUGAGCUAACAAAGGAAAGAGUUGCCCCUCCAGAUGACGAAAUUAAUGUACCACAUCCUAUAGCACCCAUCAUAUCGCCAAUUAAAGUCAAAUUCGAGGUUGAAAUAGAAGAUGGUGAAGUAUGGGUGGAAGAAAUUAGCUCAGAAGAGGAGGCAAGAAAGUUAGCCGAGAGAAAAGCUGCUGAAAAAUCGAAAUCGGCUACUCACUUGCAAGAUGAAUCCCGUCCAAAGGACCAGGAAGGAGCUGAGGAUGAUGACGAAGAGGAAGCAAGUGAAGAAGAAGAGGCUAUGCAGGCUGUACAGCCGGCAUUCCCUAACAUGGCUUUGGAUAUCGAUUUGGGUCUUGAUGAUAAUAUUGUCAGUGAAGAAGAGAUGGUGGAAGAAGAGGAAGAACCACCUAAGCCUUUGACACGUAUCAAGCGUGUCAAAAUCCCACCCAUAUGGGUUGCCAACAAUCGUCGCACUCAUGCUGCCUUGAUCUAUGUGUUCUUCCGUAGCCAAACCAGCGGAUUUUUACCACCCGAUCCACCACCAGAGCCACCUCACGUUGUAAUGGCAUUCGAAGCAUUUAAGCGAGAUGAUGUAAUGGAAGUUGUGGAAGCGAGCAAAGAAGAUGUACCUCAAUAUGGAUUCUUCACUAAUGACACUCCAGGAGAGGCUAAAUUAAUAACGAAUUCUAUAUACAAAUACGAUAAAUUAGAGGAACCUUCAUCGAGCGAUAGAAUUGUGCUUAAGGUUAACAAAGUUCAAUCGUAUACUAUGCUAUCAUUGGUGCAAUUCGAGCCCACUUACUGUAGUAAUAAUGUUACGUCCGGUCGCAUGGAUGCACUCAAAUUCUUCCCAGAGGAUUAUAAGACCGAUGAAGAAAUACCACCGGAUGCGCAGAAAAAGCAAAAGAAGAAGAAGAAGACUCAAGACGCAAGCGGAGUAGAUGAAUCACCUAAGCUGUCCACUGAGACUGCAAAAUCCAUUGAUAUAGCUGCUGGUGACGAAAACACGGAAGACUCACCCAAAGCCCUAGAAGGUGAAGCACAGACGCCCGAAGUCCAAGCAGGCGAGACGCUAAUAACUGAAUCUCCAACUGUUGCUGAUCCGUCUGCUGUACCUACAGAGGGUGCACCAGCAGCUGGCGAUGGAACUGACACACAGGAACCACCAAAGGAAGAAAUUAAUGCCGAUCUAAUAGAAGCACCUGCUGUUGAUGGCGCUGCGGCAGCAACUCCCGCAGCGCCAACCGAUCCGGCUCCAAUGGAAUAGUUCGUUCGACACACUUUCAUAUGUAUAAAAACUUCAGUGACCCAAACUGUAAAGAAAUACAUGCCUAUGGUCGUCUACAAAAAAA
Drosophila innubila is the source of this 2266-nucleotide messenger RNA. RefSeq lists its product as uncharacterized. NCBI's taxonomy places the organism in Eukaryota, Metazoa, Arthropoda, Insecta, Diptera, Drosophilidae. The coding region runs from base 130 to 2181 and encodes 683 amino acids. The record is from RefSeq and is a predicted model, not a curated record. The transcript has 7 exons.